Molecule: messenger RNA, 8732 nt
Organism: Micropterus dolomieu (smallmouth bass)
Lineage: Eukaryota; Metazoa; Chordata; Actinopteri; Centrarchiformes; Centrarchidae
Gene: myo9bl
Product: unconventional myosin-IXb
Exons: 44
Coding region: 669-7532 (2287 amino acids)
Biological process (GO): intracellular signal transduction
Cellular component (GO): myosin complex
Molecular function (GO): GTPase activator activity; microfilament motor activity; protein binding
Source: RefSeq, a predicted model, not a curated record
AGCAGUGUUGUUGACGCCAGAGCCUUAGUGCAGCCGUGUACCACCGCCGUUAUCCUACAGAGGGAGCUGUUAUUUAAUGCAUGUCUCAGAGCAACAGUGUGCCUUCAUUGAAUCUGGUUGUGCCUUUUUCCUCAACUUUUUUUUUUCUACACUGCUCAGACUGCUUCUGUUAUUUAGGCAAGAGAAAGGAAGUAGCGACAGGCUAGCUGGUUAGCCGGUGUGAAAUCACACAGUCUGUGAGGAAAGAGUGGACUUUUGAGCCUAUUUUAUCUCCGCGGACGGCUCUUCUUUAUUUAAUAUAGCGUUAAGAGUGUAAGUAGACUACAUUUUUUGGCGGUUCGUUUUUAUUUUUUCUCCACCCCGUUUGAAAUCUUCAGACUGACUCAACUGGGAGCUUUGUCUAGUCUGAGACUCAACCGUUGUUCGACUGGUUGAUUACAAGUCAGUCUUGAUCUAAUCAAAGGAGAAAAAACGCUCCGACUUGGUUAUCGUGUAUUUUUUUCACCAGUUGGUUGAAUUGCGAGGAAUGCAAUUAAGGAUUACACCAAGACAAUGAGCAAAACAGCCGGGAAAGGCAACAGUGAUGAAGUGGUGAGCGAAGAAUGGUGCUGCACGGUGAGAGGAAAGCAGUGGGUGCGGCAUGCUGAGGCCACUCCCCCUGGCUCAGGAUGAGUGUCAGAGAUGGCGCUGCCACUAUGGCAACGAACGCAGGUGGAGGAGGAGGGGGAGGUGGGCCAGCUAGCCCUAACAAUCACGAUGGCCGCUCAUACCUGCUCCAGAUCUACCCACGGUUGGCUGCCCAGCCCACCACCUGCUGCAACCUUAGAGUGCAGAAGGAUGCUACAGCAGACUCAGUGAUCUCGGAUGCUGCCACGGCACUGGGGCUGGACCCUGGCCGCAAGUAUGUGCUCGCAGAGGUGAAGGAAUGUGGCGGGGAAGAGUGGGUGCUAGAGGCGGGAGACUUGCCAGCACAGAGGUUUUUGCUGUGGCCUCGGAAAGCCCAGGAGCAACAUCCUCAGAGCCUUGGCUUUUACUUCUUACUACAGGAGAGGAACCAUGAUGGUUCUAUCCGUUAUGUCCACCUCCCCCCUGUAUCUAAGGAGCAAGAGGCACUGCGGCUAGCCGCCAGAGGCUUCCUUCCCCCUCCACAGGACAACUUUGCAGACCUCUGUAACCUCCCUGUCCUCAAUGAGGACAGCAUAUUAAACAACCUGCGCACACGCUUUUACAAGAAAAAGAUCUACACCUAUGCAGGCAGCAUCCUCAUCGCCAUCAACCCUUUCAAGUUCCUUCCCAUCUACAACCCUAAGUACGUCAAGAUGUACGAGAACCACCAGCUGGGCAAACUGGAGCCUCAUAUUUUUGCUAUCGCAGAUGUGGCCUACUAUGCUAUGCUCAGGAAGAGGGUCAACCAAUGCAUCGUCAUCUCUGGGGAAAGUGGCUCAGGCAAGACCCAGAGUACCAACUUCCUGAUCCACUGUCUGACUGCGCUCAGCCAGAAGGGCUAUGCCAGUGGGGUGGAGAGGACCAUACUGGGAGCUGGGCCAGUCCUGGAGGCCUUCGGAAACGCCAAGACAGCCCACAACAACAACUCCAGCCGCUUUGGUAAAUUCAUCCAGGUUAAUUACCUGGAGAGUGGUGUGGUCAGAGGGGCUGUGGUAGAGAAGUAUCUCCUGGAGAAGUCUCGUCUGGUCUCCCGAGAGAAGAACGAGAGGAACUACCACGUGUUUUAUUACCUGUUGUUGGGAGCUUCAGAGGAGGAGAGAAAGGAGUUCAAGUUGCUGCCGCCUGAAGACUACUUCUACCUCAAGCAGCAAAACUUUAAGAUAGAAGAUGAGGAAGACUUGCGUCAUGACUUCGAAAGGCUGCAGCAGGCGAUGGAGAUGGUUGGCUUCCUUCCUGCCACAAAAAAACAGAUCUUUUCUGUGCUUUCGGCCAUCUUGUAUCUGGGCAACGUGACCUACAGGAGGAAGUCGACAGGCCGAGACGAGGGGUUGGAUGUGGGACCGCCAGAGGUCCUGGCUACACUCUCAGACCUGCUAAAGGUUAAAGAGGAGCUGCUGGUUGAGGCGCUGACGAAGAGAAAAACGGUGACAGUCAACGACAAGCUGAUCCUCCCCUACAGCCACUCUGAGGCUAUCACAGCAAGAGACUCCAUGGCCAAAUCUCUGUACAGCGCCUUGUUUGACUGGAUCGUGCUACGCAUCAAUCACGCGCUGCUUAACAAGAAAGAUAUGGAGGAAUCUGUCCCAUGCUUGUCCAUUGGUGUUCUGGACAUUUUUGGCUUUGAGGACUUUGAGACCAACAGCUUUGAGCAGUUCUGCAUCAACUAUGCAAACGAGCAGCUGCAGUAUUAUUUCAACCACCACAUCUUCAAUCUGGAGCAGGAGGAGUACCAAGCAGAGGGAAUCACCUGGCACAACAUCGACUACACAGACAAUGUGGGCUGUAUCCACCUCAUCAGCAAGAAACCCACUGGCCUGCUCUACUUGUUGGAUGAGGAGAGCAACUUCCCCCAUGCCACAGAUGAGACAUUAUUGGCCAAAUUCAAGCAGCAGCACCAGGGGAACAAAUACUUUGUACCCACACCAGUCAUGGAGCCUGCCUUCGUCAUUCGACACUUUGCUGGGAAAGUCAAAUAUCAAAUCAAGGAUUUCCGGGAGAAGAACACUGACCACAUGCGUCCCGACAUUGUGGCGUUGUUGCGGAGUAGCGAUCGUGCAUAUGUGCGGCAGCUCAUCGGCAUGGACCCGGUGGCCAUGUUUAGAUGGGGCAUCCUGCGCGCCACAAUCAGAGGCAUUGCUGCUUUUAACGAAGCUGGCCGCUCCUGGGCCGCCAAAACUUCAGGUGUUGUCCGGCCAAUCUCCAGAACUCCUUUAGGAGAGCUUCAGCGGUCCAAUGCCCCUAUAGACAGAAUGUACAAAGACAUGCAUGCAGAGAUCAUCAGCUCCAUUAAGAACUUGCAGCUGGAUGGUGAGGACCCUCGCAAGCUGCUGCAGUCCUGGGGUCGCCUCCGCUUCCCUCGACACGUCCUCCAGAAAAACAAGAGCACCAAACAGAGGCAGGUCAUCCCCAAGAGUUUGCUGGAUUCUCGGUCUCUGAAGUUCAUUGUGAGCCUGACAUUGCACGAUCGCACUACCAAGUCUCUGCUCCACGUGCAUAAGAAGAAGAAGCCUCCCAGCAUCAGUGCCCAGUUCCAGACCUCUCUCACCAAACUCUUGGAGACUCUGAACAGAGCAGAGCCUUUCUUCAUUCGUUGUAUCCGCUCCAAUGCUGAGAAGAAGGAGAUGUAUCUGGAUGAGGCCUUGGUGGUUCAGCAGCUGCGAUACACAGGAAUGCUGGAAACCGUUCGCAUCAGGAGGUCAGGCUACGGAGCAAAGUACACAUUCCAGGAGUUCAUAGAGCAGUUUGGGGCUUUGCUGCCAAAGAACGCCACCGCCUUUAAAGAGGACAUCUCAGCAUUGUUUGAGAAGAAGAUGGGCCUGGACCCCACCACGUACCAGAUAGGCAAGACUAAGGUGUUCUUGAAGGAGCUGGAGCGACAGCAGCUUCAGGACACUCUGCACAAGGAGGUAAUGCGUAAGAUCAUCUUCCUUCAGCGUUGGUUCAGAGCUCACCUGCAGAGGAAAGAGUUUCUGGACAUGAGACAAGCAGCCAUCUUGAUUCAGCGUUCAUGGCGCAUGUAUUGCAAGGAGGAGCAAAGGCGACGGGCAGCCACUCUGAUCCAGGCUGUGUGGAGAGGGUACAGACAGAGAUCCGAGAUCCAUCGCCAAAGACAGGGUGCUACCAAGAUACAAGCUCUAGUCAGGGGACAUUCAGCACGCAGAAGGUGCCAGUCCAUGCGUGAGGAGAAACGAAGAAAGGAGGAGGAGGAAAAAGAAGCUCGGAAGAGGGCAGAAGAAGAGGAAAGCCGGAGGAGGAAAGAAGAGGAGGAGGCAAGGAGAAGAGCAGAGGAGGAGGAGCAAGAAAGGAGGAGGAUGGAAGAAGAUUCAAGGAGAAAGGCAGAAGAGGAGGAAGCAAGGAGGAGAGCAGAGGAAGACGAGGCGGCCAGGAAAGCGCAGAAAAAGAGGGAGGAAGCAGAGAAAAGACUGGCGAGUGAGCCUCAAACAAGAGAUGAUCCAGAUAUAGAGCUGGUCACAGAGGAGACGCUGGAUCAGAACCUCCCUGUCCAAAAGACAGAGGAGGAGAGGGGAGAGGAAGGCAGAGAGGUAAAUACAAGCUCACAUAUAGAGGAGGAACAGGGUGAGAAACUAGAUUUGGAGACCAACGGUACCCUGGCUGAGGCUGGACCACAGCUGGAUGAGAAAGAAGAAGAUGAGGAUAUGGAGAACCAAACACUAGGACAGUCAGAUCCAAAACCUCCUCUGCCCUCUGAUGGGGUCACCUGUAAUGCACUUACACUCACAUCUUCACAUGAGGGGAUGGAUGAACAAGCUCCCUGCGAUACCUUCACCCCUUCCAAUGCUGAGCAAAAGAGAGCUCCAGCUAUUAACAGGGGCCAGUCAUCCAGGAGCCUGGAGAAGAGAGAGCAGAGGAGACGAAGAGGGCUGGAGCACAACCAGAGAGAGACCGAGCGAGCUUCCACCUCAGCCAGCAAGGAUGAAACUUCCCCGCCAAAGAGCAAAAACCAGGAGACCUCUAAGUUAAAAGAGCGGGCCGACAGCAAGGAGCUGGACCAGUACACCUUUGUGGCCUGGAAAAUGAAGGAAGACAAAGGGCCAAAGAAGGAGGCAAAAACUUCUCCUCCUUCUGCCAGUCCUGUUCGUCCGUCUACUUUGUCCCUGCAGCCUGCUGACCCUGUGCCCGAGAGAAACGGUUUAGGUGAGGGUGCUGGAGUGGUAACCCUACAUCGCCGUCCUGGGGCGAUUAAGGAGAAGCCGGAGAAGUGGAAAGGGAGGAGGAGUGAUGGAGAAUUCUCUGAGAGCACUAGCCCUCCUCAACCAUAUAACAGAGAGGAAAGGAGGAAAAAAGCACUGAGUGAAACAGCUUCCGCAUCGAUUGACAGUUUGUCUCCAGGUUCUGAAGGGGCUGCUGCUGUUUCAGCCAGAGAGAUGAUUUCCCCCUCAGAAAGCCAUGGUGAUGGCACAAAGGCAAACUCCUUCAGAAAGAAACACGACGGUUCUGGUCACCAAGACUCUGCACACUCCAUCCCAUCCACACCAGACAGGUCAGGUGGUUUCUUCAGCAAGAUUUUGAAAAAGCGGCCGCACAAGGAGGCCCAGACUCCAGACAACGGAGAGACGCUUGCUCAGAUUCUCAAUGAGAGGCCAACUGGAGGGGAAGCCCAAAUGUCUGGACAUCCAUCUCGGCCUCUUUCCCAGCAACAUGGGGACCGUGCUGGUAAAGGUUUAGGCCGGAACCCCACCAUAAAGAUCAGUCGUGCCACGCGGGUCUCUGAGAAGUGGAACGCCUCGCUGGAUCGGGAAAUCACAAACGCCAAUGAGUUGCGGCACCUAGAUGAGUUUCUGGGCAAUCAGGUCAAUGAUUUCCGCUCCAGGGGGAAGCCUCUGUCAGCCACGGAGGCCAUCUUUGUAACAGCCACCAUGCAGUUCAGAGAGACAAUCAAAGCCAUGUAUUCUCUCCCAAAACCCACUAUUGGCUACAAGGAUCUGAUGACAGGCUAUCAAAACAAAGUGAUCCACCUGGCGGGCGACAAGCAGAAAGGAGAGGUUCAACUUGUGGUUAACCUCUUCCAGUCAGUGCUGGAUGGCUUCAUCAGAGGAGAGAUGAAGAAGGAGGAGGCAGAGCCUGCAAAGCCUGCCAAAGCUAGGAAAAAGAGGAGAAAAAAAGAUAAAAGUAUGGAGAGCCCCCUGGAUCAUGUUUUUGUCAACUAUCAGGUCAACAUUGUGCAGUCAUGUGACCAGUGUAGUUCUUACAUCUGGGGCAUGGAGAAGGCCUACAUGUGUAGCUAUUGUAAAAUGGUGUGCCACAAGAAGUGCCUCUGCAAAAUAGUGACUGACUGCUCCACUAUCAGUGCCAAAAAGAGUGACGAGGACUCUGGUGGUCUGCACUUUGGGGUGCGUGUGAGUCAUCUGGUCAGUGAGAAGAACCCAGUACCCAUGGUGCUGGAGAUGAUGCUGGAGCACGUGGAGAUGCACGGCCUCUACACUGAGGGCAUCUACCGCAAGUCUGGCUCUGCCAACCGCAUGAAAGAGCUGCACCAGCGAUUAGAGACCGACCCCCACCUGGUCUGCCUCGAAGACUAUCCCAUUCACACAGUGACGGGCCUGGUGAAACAGUGGUUGAGGGAGCUACCAGAUCCACUCAUGACCUUCACACAUUACAAUGACUUCCUGCAUGCAGUGGAACUGCCAGAGAAGCAGGAGCAGCUUCAGGCUAUAUACAAAGAGCUGGAAGAGCUUCCUACAGGAAACUUCAACACAUUGGAGAGACUCAUCUUCCACCUUGUCAGGGUGUGCAAAGAGGAGGCUCACAACCGUAUGUCUCCUAACUCAUUGGCCAUAGUCUUUGCCCCGUGUGUCCUGCGCUGCCCAGACAGUGCGGACCCGCUGCUCAGCAUGAAGGAUGUUGCCAAGACGACCACGUGUAUAGAGAUGCUCAUCAAUGAGCAGAUCCGACGCUACAACGAGAAGAUGGAGGAGAUCGAGCAGCUGGAGUAUGCGGAGGCUCUGGCUGUUAACCAGCUCAAACUCAAGAGACAGAACACGCACUACUGGCAUUUACCUCUCAGGUUCUCAGCUCCUUACAAAGGAGUGGUGGUGCACGAGAAAGUCAGUUCAGAUCUCAGCGUGGUCCCCGAGAACGAGCCUCUGGACUCAGACACUGAGGCUGAGAAGAACUUGGUGGAACGCAUCAAGUCCAUCAAACAGGAGAAAGAGGAUCUGGCCUGCCGACUGCCAGAGAUGGAGCAGCCUGGUUCUGACCAGGAGAACUUGGACUCCGAAGCCUCGCUGAGCUCCGAGAGUCUUUUGGACGAGCAGCAGCGCUCCUCUGUUCACAGCUCAGAGCCCGAAGGGCGAGGUAGCUUCCAGCGGAGGAGACACAGGCCAGUUGGUCCACCCAAAUCAUCAGACCUGGCCCAGCAACCUAAAGUCCCUGGUGAACGCACCUCUCUUCCAAACCUCACCCCUGCUAGCUCCACCUCCUCUGUGUUCAGCUGCGCUUCUUUAACCUCUGAAUCCUCCAACGCCUCCUUCAGGCAUCAGCUGCAACGCCGCAACCCCGUCAUCCCAGACACAGUUAAACUCCCCCCAGGCGUCCUCACCCUGUCUGCAGUCGUGAAUCCAGCUCAGACUCAUACCCCUCUGGGAAAUCAAACAUUAAAGUACUUGAUCAAGAGAAGAGAGCAGCCUGGCCGCCGUAAAGACAGCACCCAGUCCAUGUACAUCGACAGCCAAGAGUCUGACCUGUUGUUGCAUUUUUCCUCCUGCCCUCCCUCCGCUUCCACCUCCUCGGCAUCCAUCUCCACGGUCACAGCUUCUGCUCAGCAACAGCACCACGACACACAAGCCUCAAAGGGCCAGAGACGUUUUUCUGACCCAGACAUACCUUACAUGGAAGAUGAUGUCUGACCGGGGCAGAAUAUAGUCAGACUAAUAUAAAUGACCUACAGAGUUGCCACAGAUGACAAUGAUGGAUUGGGGCCAGGAGAUGAGAAGAAUCACAGUAGAGGAACACAACCUGUACAUUUAAAGGCGAGAUGAUGAGAUGUGCAUUAUGCAUGGCGAGUCUACAAAGUUGGACAGGAGCGACACAAAAUGGAGGCUGUUCCAGUUGCUGUCGUUAGUGGGAACCAAUCAAGGAAGUGUAAAUGUGUCUGAAGUCUUGUUGCCAAGCACCUUUUCUACCAUUUUAAUAUAUAUAUAGUGUUUACUGUUGAUGAAUUCAGUUGGGACAGAGGUGUGUUUUCUGUAGCCUCAUAACGAUGGACCAGCCAUUUUGUUUUGUUUUUCUCCUGUUUUUUUAAAAACACAUUUGUGCUAAUUUGGGGAAAUAGUGCAGGUUCCAGCCACACUUUUCUUAGUUGUCCUAAUGAGCAAAACAUGCUCACUGAAAUGUUAGCUAGUGCCUUGGUAAUGUACAGUAAGUUGACAGAGUUAAUUUCUCAUGUCAUCUGCUUCCAGAGUGAGUGAGUGAGUGUGUGGGGAGAGCUGUGGGAUAAAGAGAGGUUGUCUCAGACUUGUUUAUUGUACUGAACCGACACAAGACAUGUUUGAAACAAGGACCUAAAUGUGCAACUUUUGUAUAGGGGCCUUGUCACAACAGCUGCAAUGGACAACAGUGUCUUUCCGCAUUUACCUUCCACCUACCGCACAAAAAAAACACACAGAUAGGAAGUCAUCGCCUCACAUAGCAAAGGGAAGCGGGAGCCGCACACGCCACUUUUUCUUCUUUUGAAACAACAAAAACACAAACCCAGCCUUGACGCGACAGCCGUGCCAUGAUGUCUUCAAAGCCCGAAGCCCUUGAACUCACUUGACCCUUUUCUAAAAUGAACUUGGCUUCACUCAGCUGUACCGAACCUGCCGUUCAAAGCAAACAGUCCUACAAUGAGCAGGUCCUGCUGAAGCACAGCUCUUGGUCAACCUUGUAUAAAAUGUAAUACUAAUGUUCCCCUCUGACUGCUGUUGAAUGAUGUCUGUUAGUUUGUCUGGAACUGUGAGGACGAUGUUCUGAUGUGUAAUGUGUAACAGUGUGUGGUUGGGACUGAAUGACGUGAACUGUAAUAGUGAUUAGUAUUAACAUGACAAUACAGAACGGGAUGCUUGUAA